Messenger RNA from Amoebophrya sp. A25, 1580 nucleotides. Lineage: Eukaryota; Dinophyceae; Syndiniales; Amoebophryaceae. The record is from the annotation of a GenBank genome assembly.
CCUCAACUGGAUCGGGCUGUUCUGCUUAGGUUCUGAGUAUUUUAGUGAGACGAUAAAGAUGCUGAAUCUUGCGGGUGUAGAGUAAGCAAAGUCAACGCUUCAAAAUUCGAAACCCUGAAGUUCAGAGGUAAAAGGAUGAGAUGGGACACAUUUCUUAGAGGUAAUAUAAAGGAUGCCUCCUCCCGGAUUGUGUCGUUGCAGCCGCCAUAUGUCGCCGCAAGUCGGCGUAUGGUAUAAUGUACGACCCGGCCAGUGUGUCUGGCUUCGUAAUCGUUCUCCGGAGAUGCAAGACCAUCAGGUCAAUCUCUUCCGCCUUAUAUGGCUCUCCGUUUUUCCUGCGAAAGAUGUGGGUUAGGCAGGUACUCUUAAGCUAUUUGGGUGGAAUAGAUUUUCGGGGAUGCUCUCCAUAGACAAACUGGGCGACUAUUGAAAACAUUCAGCUUAUAAGGCUAGAGCUGCGCUCGUAUUCUACUGCGAGCAGGUAGCAGUCAUUCUUUCGGAAGUCUAUAGAUGUGCCUUACUAUGCUGGCUGUGACGCCUGCUAUUAUCCUCUUCUUCCUGUAUUUCUUCUUGGGCGUUUUCUCUUGCGCCUUCAGUUUCUUCUUCGAUUUUCGGUGCACUAGGUACCCAUCAACAGACGUACACUCCUCACCAUUUGCAAGGUACAUCCAGGCGGACCCCCUCAGAGCUGUCGCGAAUUGUGUUCGGAGUUGCAUCUCCGUCAAAUUAUUGGCGCUCGUCGUGUGGGAGCUUGCGAAGCUCUUCUCCAGCUGUGUAGCAUCGCAUGGUUUUGCCACAAGUCCAGAAGAUGGCGAGCUGCGUCUUUGGGCUUAAGCCAGAGCCUCGAAUCGUGUAAAUCGAACAGCCGAUAAUUCUCGUUCCUGUUCACGUGGAUGAGGAGGUACUCAGAUAGAUGCUUGUUGCUGCCUAUGAGUGUCAUGUUGUGGCAUGCUUCUUUUUUGGUUAUAAUUGUACUCUUCACAAACCUUAACCAAGUGGAUUUGUUCAAGUUCUCGCUAGCUUUGAACUGAAUCGGGAGCCAUCUAGUAGUAUCCUUAGUCCUCAGCCUCUUAGGACAGACACAAAAGUCAGCACUCAUCUCUCCUAGUUUUUUAACGUGUAAAUCAACAGAAAAUGCAUCACGUAGCUCCUGAAAAGCUCUCUCUUCUAUCUUCCUUGGCUCUACGCCCAUCUUAGUCUAUGUCGCUUAUUGAAUAGCGUGGCUUGUCGCUGUUGGUCAUCUGGGUGCCUGGUUUAUAUUUCGCACAGAGGUGGGCAUCUGGAUGGCGUAAUAGGAUAGUCCAGGCGCCUAUUAGGAUUUGGCUCGCAGGCUUGAUGAUUCUAAUAGUUUCAAGUUGAAUGUAGUCAGUGCCUGAGCUCUGAUCUGCGUGACUACUGUGGUAGGACCUCGAUCGUAUUCCUCUUCGAUAUGAUUCAUCUUGACCCUGAACCACGUCUCAAUAUCCUCCAGGAACCUCGCCAUUUCCAUUCAAGUUGCUCUUUCUGGUGACGUUUUGCCUGGACGUUGUGAGCCCGUUGCGAGGUGGGGCCCAAGUCGUCCAGAACCUCCGGAUCCUCCG